AUCACGAACAUUUUCCUACUUGCAUCAGAUGGUGUGAUUUCAGGUGAAUGCAUGGUCAGUCCCAAAAAAUAUGUUUCUCGUUACGGUCCUGGCUGUUUUUCUUGCGGGCAUUUUCGCGAUACUGUUGGCCCACAAAUACAAAAGGACCCACUCCAAAUAUAUGAGGAAUAUUCCAGGAAAAGAACCCAAUAUUUUCUUAGGCAAUCUGUGGGAUUUUGCUGGAUCGACAGACAAAUUUUUGAAGACUAUCUGUUCCUACCUUGAUACCUAUGGACCAAUAACAACACUCUUCGAUGGUCCAUUCAGUGUGGUGAUAUUAACUGCUGAAGAAAAAUUUAUAGAGUACAUCCUCAGUUCCACCAAAAUGAUAGAUAAGUCAGAUCAAUAUAAUUACUUUCAUGGAUGGCUUGGUACUGGACUUCUAACAAGCACAGGUGCAAAAUGGAGGAAACGAAGGAAAAUGCUGACACCCUCAUUUCAUUUUUCUAUACUGGAAAACUUCGUCGAUAUUUUUGACCGCCAGGGCGAUAUUUUUGUCAAGGAGCUUGAACGAGAAGCUGGUAAACCUUCUUUCGAUAUAUAUCCAUAUGUUACAAGAUGCACACUUGACAUCAUCUGUGAGGCUGCUAUGGGCAUCUCGAUAAACUCCCAAAAACAAGGUUCACCUGAAUAUACCAGUGCAGUAAAAACAGUAUGUUCCAUAAUCAUAGACAGGUCCUUUUCUCCAUUAUCUCCUAGUGUGUACCCUUUUACUCUCAAUCACUACAAUGAAAAAAAAGCUCUCAAAGUCUUGCAUACACACACAGAUGAAGUUAUUGAUAGAAGAAUACGAGAGACACAGUCUCAGACUUCCCAAAAUGCUCCAAAUGAUGAAAGUGAUUUGGGAGUAAAGAAGAGGUUAGCUUUUUUGGAUUUGUUGUUGAAAAGCACUCUGGAUGGCCAACCUUUGUCUAGGACUGAUAUAAGAGAAGAAGUUGAUACUUUUAUGUUUGAGGGACAUGAUACUACCUCUUCUGCUAUUGCUUUUGCAAUUUAUUCAUUAGCAAUGAAUCCUGAAGUACAGCGUAAAGCUUUAGAAGAACAAAAGGAACUUUUUGGUGACUUGAAAAAUGCUAAGCCAGUGAUUGCAGACCUACAAAACAUGAAGUACAUGGAUUUGGUUAUCAAAGAGUGUUUGAGAUUAUAUCCCUCAGUACCUUGGUUUGCUAGGAAGGUUCCUGAAGAUUUUGAAUGGGAAGGAACUCUUUAUCCCAAGGGUCUGAAUAUCGUCAUUGUGGCUUUUGCUAGUCAAAGAAGCGCAAAAUACUUUCCGGACCCACUGAAAUUCAUUCCGGAACGUUUCGAAAAUAUCGACGGUAAAAAUCCGUACACUUAUAUUCCCUUCAGUGCUGGACCCAGAAAUUGCAUCGGUCAGAAGUUUGCCAUCUUGGAAAUGAAGAGUACUGUUUCUAAGGUGUUGAGGAACUUUGAGCUUUCACCUGCGACUCCUACACACGAGUUGAAGUUGGCCCCUGAGAUCAUAUUGGUGUCCAAAAAUGGUGUCCGUUUGUCUCUCAAAAAGAGGAAAUGAUUUGAUGGAGAACCGUAGUUGAUGUUAUUUCUAUUGACUUUGAAGAUUAUUCAUUAGACUUGAGAGUUAUUAGAAAAUGAUCGUAGAAUAGGUUGUUGAAUUAUUUUUUUAUGUUUGUUCAUUGUGAAUUAUUCUAGUUAAUUGCUUUUUAAUAUAUAUAUUUUUCAUUUC
Messenger RNA from Phaedon cochleariae (mustard beetle), 1741 nucleotides. Lineage: Eukaryota; Metazoa; Arthropoda; Insecta; Coleoptera; Chrysomelidae. The record is from the annotation of a GenBank genome assembly.